AGGGCAUCAGUAGUACAGAUGGAGUUCUUGCUUGUCCACUUGCAGCGACGUCCGGAUUUUCAGAGGUGGACGAAGAAGACGCGGCUUCGUCGCCGGGAGCUGGGCCCUCCAGCAGUACAGCGGCGAACCCAGAUAAGUUCAAAAAAAUGAUUGACCUGCGCUGCAUGCCGGGUCGCCCCGGUCACCUCUUCCAUUCGGAAUGCCUGUACACGUGGCUCCACAAGUGCAUCGAAGAAGAGAUGAGCCGAUACAAUGCACAGGCCGACGAACGGCGAGGGUUCUUGGAAACGACCACCGCACGUUGCCCGGUAUGCCGGCAGCAGAUUUCCCGGGAAGCGACCGUGGACCUGCUGGACCUGGCCCAUGCAGAGGGCCGCCAGAAAAAGGAGUUUCGCGAGGUGGAAAACUCUUUCCUGGAGGAAUUUUGUCUGAAAGAAGCGGAGGGUCAGCUGGCAGCCGUUGCGCAGAUUGACGCGCAGCUGACGGCACUAGCAGCGGACCACCAGAGCACCUCCGGCUCGUUGCUACUAGGAGGUGCAGCUGGGUCCACAGGGGCCUCUUUCGCGAGCUCACGCUGCAGUGGCAGCGGCCGUGGCGGGUCAUCUUUUUCCGCGGCGACGCUUCCAUUGCCCUACAGCUUUUGUGGCACAAACUACACGACUUCGGUGGACGGUGCGGCUGCACCCAUGAUAUCCAGUCGACAGCAGCAUUUAGGGCGGAAAAAUCGGCAAAUAGCAUCAUUUUUGUGAGCGCGCAUUUUGGGGGGGCAAAAAAAUUAUGGCUGUUGGGGGUGUCGCUACUGCUUUUUUUCCUGUUGGCCAUUUAGAUGCUGGCGCCACUCUUCGUUGCCACGGUCCGCCAUCCGGCCCCCCCCUUUUUGAAAUAAAACCACAGCACUUUGUUGCAGUUGCACAGGCCUGCGGCCCUCUGGCGCCGGAAGCCGCGCCCCCUCUCCCACAUCCAGUUCCGGACGCGCCCAGAUAUCUUCUCAUCUUCCCUCUCCGGCCGGAUAUUGAGAAGGCGGACGCGCCAGCAGUCAAGUGCUUCCGGGGGGGGGUGCCGAAGGGGGGGGGUAAGGGGGUCCGCUUGGGCUGCCUCUGGGCUACCAUUUUGGGGCACGCAAAAUCGGCAGUUUCCAAUGGGGAUUAGGGGGUCGGCAUAGGCUACCGAAAGGGUACCCGGAAGGGGUACCCGGAAGGGGUGUCCGGGAGGGGCAAAAAUGCACCCCCCUGACCACCCCCCCUGGCCGGGCCUCCUUUUCUGGGCGAAGGGCCUCGUCGAGCCCCGGUCACGGAGGCGGCCCGGCCACUUUUCGAAGAGCGGGCCCAAGACAAAGCGUCCGGCCAUCUGAACGACAAGGCACAGAACGAAGGCGCUGUGGCCUGCUUCUGGUCCUGGUGUUGCGGCAUUUCCAAAGCUCAGCCAUCAUGUUUCCUGUGGAAAAGAUGAAGUGACACGCGAGGCGUGUCGGCUUCCAAGAUGUUGCGCCCCCAACAAAAAAAAAGUUUUUACCCCCCCAAAAAGUGCGCUGGCAAAAAUGAUGCUAUUUGCCGAUUUUUCCGCCCUAAAGCAUGCUGCUGGUCUCGCGCAACAGCAGCGGAUGAGAAAAACGGUUCUCCCGAAGUACCGGAACGCGCUGCAGUUCUUCAAGACGAGCCUGAAGUACAAGAGCGGUGGCCGCACGCGGCGGCGGAUUUGCGAGGUUGUCUUGGAUGCCACACUGUGGGCCUGUCGCAACGGGCAGGAACGCGACGGGAUGGAGCUUCUCGACGACCAUUUACUAAUGGCGAAAGAGGUGGACGCCGAGGCUCUGCGGUGGCAGUCCUUUCUGCGGAACUCAGUCGCCUACGCAGAUCGGUUC
Amoebophrya sp. A120 is the source of this 1861-nucleotide messenger RNA. NCBI's taxonomy places the organism in Eukaryota, Dinophyceae, Syndiniales, Amoebophryaceae. The record is from the annotation of a GenBank genome assembly.